Messenger RNA from Trachemys scripta elegans, 6194 nucleotides. It is a transcript of the gene PPFIA2, whose product is annotated as PTPRF interacting protein alpha 2. NCBI's taxonomy places the organism in Eukaryota, Metazoa, Chordata, Testudines, Emydidae. Bases 292 to 4152 code for a protein of 1286 amino acids. Gene Ontology annotation, molecular function: protein binding. Gene Ontology annotation, cellular component: presynaptic active zone. Gene Ontology annotation, biological process: synapse organization. The record is from RefSeq and is a predicted model, not a curated record. The transcript is spliced from 34 exons.
ACCAAGCUCUGCUUCCCAAAGCAAAAUUUGUAAUAUGCCAUUUUUCUCAUGGACGCUUUUCCUUUUGGCUGCUGACGAAGUGGCCGAAGAAAAUGCCGAGGUGCCAUGCAGAUACUCCUGCCGGGAGAAGGGCGCUGGGGCUUCGGUUUUCUCUGAGCAACGCCUGUGUCAUCAUUGCUAGGAAGAUGCUCUAGGACUGCCCAGCUGUGUGAGCCCCCAUCAAAGCCGGGAGAGACUGCGGUUGUCAUUGAUCAACGGAAUAAGCAGAAGCCGAAGUAAAAGCCACUAGAAAUGAUGUGUGAAGUGAUGCCAACGAUAAAUGAGGACACCCCAAUGAGUCAACGGGGGUCCCAGAGUAGUGGGUCGGACUCGGAUUCUCACUUUGAACAACUGAUGGUGAACAUGCUAGAUGAAAGAGAUCGUCUCCUUGAUACCCUUCGGGAGACUCAGGAAAGCCUGUCGCUUGCACAGCAACGCCUUCAGGAUGUCAUCUACGACAGAGACUCCCUCCAGCGACAGCUCAAUUCAGCACUGCCACAGAUGACGGUUGCUGCUGGUACGAGCAUUGAGAAUAACAUUCAAAGGACCAUAUCCUGCCCUAAUGAAUUCGCCGCACUGACAAAAGAGUUAAAUGUGUGUAGGGAGCAAUUGCUUGAAAAAGAAGAAGAGAUUUCAGAACUCAAGGCUGAAAGAAACAACACAAGACUGUUACUGGAGCAUUUGGAGUGCCUUGUUUCAAGACAUGAAAGGUCUCUGAGGAUGACAGUAGUGAAACGGCAAGCACAGUCCCCCUCAGGAGUUUCCAGUGAAGUUGAAGUUCUCAAAGCACUGAAAUCUUUGUUUGAGCACCAUAAGGCUUUGGAUGAAAAGGUAAGGGAACGACUGAGGGUUUCUUUAGAAAGAGUCUCUGCACUGGAAGAAGAACUAGCUGCUGCUAACCAGGAGAUUGUAGCUUUACGUGAACAAAAUGCACACAUUCAAAGGAAAAUGGCAUCCGGAGAAGGGCCUGCUGAAUCCGAGCAUAUUGAAGGAAUGGAGCCAGGGCAAAAGGUUCAUGAAAAGCGCCUAUCAAAUGGCUCUAUAGACUCAAAUGAUGAAGCCAGUCAAGUGUUGGAACUACAGGAACUGCUCGAAAAGCAAAAUUAUGAAAUGGCACAAAUGAAGGAACGUUUGGCUGCACUGUCUUCCCGAGUGGGGGAAGUAGAGCAGGAAGCAGAGACCGCCAGGAAGGAUCUAAUUAAAACAGAAGAAAUGAGCAGUAAAUAUCAAAGGGACAUUAGAGAGGCUAUGGCACAGAAAGAAGAUAUGGAAGAAAGAAUCACUACCCUUGAGAAGCGCUACCUCAGUGCACAGAGGGAAUCCACCUCCAUACAUGACAUGAAUGAUAAACUGGAAAAUGAACUGGCAAAUAAGGAGGCCAUCCUGCGUCAGAUGGAAGAAAAAAACAGACAGCUGCAAGAACGUCUUGAGCUCGCUGAACAGAAGCUGCAACAGACAAUGCGGAAGGCUGAGACCUUGCCUGAAGUGGAGGCUGAACUAGCUCAGAGAAUUGCAGCACUGACUAAGUCUGAUCCAACCUCUUCUACCUCAUCUGAUGAUUAUCAAUAUGUUAUGGAAGCUAAGCUACAAGAAAUGAUCUCCAUACGUAGGAAGGCAGAAGAAAGACAUGGUAACAUUGAAGAACGUAUGAGACACUUGGAAGCUCAACUUGAAGAAAAGAAUCAGGAACUUCAAAGAGCAAGACAAAGAGAGAAAAUGAAUGAGGAGCACAACAAAAGAUUGUCAGAUACUGUAGACAGACUUUUGACAGAAUCCAAUGAGCGCCUGCAGCUACACUUAAAAGAGAGAAUGGCAGCACUUGAGGAAAAGAAUGUUUUAAUUCAGGAAUCUGAAAGUUUCAGGAAGAACUUGGAAGAAUCUUUACAUGACAAGGAAAGAUUGUCAGAAGAAAUUGACAAACUGAGAUCUGAACUUGACCAGUUGAAAAUAAGGGCUGGCUCUUUAAUUGAACCUACAUUGUCAAGAUCUCACCUUGACACAUCAGCAGAACUGAGGUAUUCUGUGGGUUCCUUGGUUGAUAGUCAAUCUGACUACAGGUCAACUAAAGUGAUAAGGCGACCCAGAAGAGGUCGUAUGGGGGUCCGGAGAGAUGAACCAAAGGUGAAAUCUCUUGGGGAUCAUGAGUGGAACAGAACUCAGCAGAUUGGAGUUUUGAGCAGCCACCCAUUUGAAAGUGACACCGAAAUGUCUGAUAUUGAUGACGAUGAUAGAGAAACUAUUUUUAGCUCCAUGGAUCUUCUGUCACCAAGUGGGCAUUCAGAUGCCCAGACUCUGGCCAUGAUGCUUCAGGAGCAACUAGAUGCAAUCAACAAAGAAAUAAGGUUAAUUCAAGAAGAAAAAGAAUCAACAGAACUGCGUGCUGAAGAAAUAGAGAACAGAGUAGCUAGUGUCAGUCUAGAAGGCUUGAAUCUGGCUAGAGUUCACCCAGGUACAUCUAUCACUGGAUCAGUGACAGCUUCAUCGCUUGCAAGCUCUUCUCCUCCUAGUGGGCACUCGACCCCUAAACUCACCCCUCGCAGUCCAGCCAGAGAAAUGGAUCGCAUGGGGGUCAUGACACUGCCAAGUGAUCUAAGGAAACAUCGACGAAAGAUUGCAGUGGUAGAAGAAGAUGGACGUGAAGAUAAAGCCACAAUAAAAUGUGAAACCUCUCCUCCUCCAACACCCAGAGCCAUCAGGAUGACUCAUACCCUUCCUUCUUCAUACCACAAUGAUGCCAGAAGUAGUUUGCCUGCUUCAUUGGAGCCAGAAAGUAUUGGUCUUGGCAGUGCCAGUAGCAGCCAGGACUCCCUACACAAAGCUCCCAAGAAGAAAGGAAUCAAGUCUUCAAUAGGACGUUUGUUCGGUAAAAAAGAGAAGGCUCGACUUGGACAGCUCAGAGGUUUUAUGGAAACAGAGGCUGCAGCACAGGACUCUCUGGGAUUAGGCAAACUUGGAACUCAAGCAGAAAAAGACCGAAGACUAAAGAAAAACAUAUCUGGGCAUGAACUUCUGGAAGAAGCUCGGAGAAAGGGAUUGCCUUUUGCACAGUGGGACGGGCCUACAGUGGUUGCGUGGCUGGAGCUGUGGUUGGGAAUGCCUGCAUGGUAUGUUGCUGCUUGCCGUGCAAAUGUGAAGAGUGGAGCCAUAAUGUCUGCUUUGUCUGAUACUGAGAUUCAGAGAGAAAUUGGAAUCAGCAACCCUCUCCAUCGCUUAAAGCUCCGACUAGCAAUCCAGGAGAUGGUAUCACUUACGAGUCCAUCAGCUCCUCCCACUUCUAGAACACCCUCAGGCAAUGUUUGGGUGACCCAUGAAGAAAUGGAAAAUCUUGCAGCUCCAGCCAAAACGAAAGAGUCUGAGGAAGGCAGCUGGGCCCAGACCCUUGCUUAUGGUGAUAUGAACCAUGAAUGGAUUGGUAAUGAAUGGCUCCCCAGUCUGGGUUUACCUCAGUACCGAAGUUACUUUAUGGAAUGCCUGGUAGACGCAAGGAUGUUAGAUCAUCUGACGAAGAAAGAUCUCCGCGUGCAUUUAAAAAUGGUGGAUAGCUUUCAUCGAACGAGUUUGCAAUAUGGGAUCAUGUGCUUAAAGAGGCUGAAUUAUGACAGAAAAGAACUGGAAAGAAGAAGAGAAGUGAGUCAGCAUGAAAUAAAAGAUGUAUUGGUCUGGAGCAAUGAUCGAGUCAUACGCUGGAUACAGGCUAUUGGACUACGAGAAUAUGCAAAUAAUGUCUUAGAAAGUGGUGUACACGGAUCACUUAUAGCCCUGGAUGAAAACUUUGACUACAGCAGUUUAGCUUUAUUAUUACAGAUUCCAACACAAAACACCCAGGCACGGCAAAUCCUUGAGAGAGAAUACAACAAUCUUUUAGCACUAGGAACUGAGAGACGACUUGAUGAAAGCGAUGACAAGAACUUCAGACGUGGCCCUUCCUGGCGAAGACAAUUUCCUCCACGUGAGGUCCAUGGAAUCAGCAUGAUGCCUGGCUCCUCAGAAACACUUCCAGCUGGAUUCAGAUUAACUACAACAUCAGGGCAGUCACGAAAAAUGACAACUGAUGUUGCUUCAUCACGAUUGCAGAGGUUAGACAGCUCUACAGUUCGCACAUACUCAUGUUGACAAGGCUAGCAAAGAAGCCAGCACUGAAUUGCUAUAUCAUCUCUUUCUUCUACUUUACCUGAAGUGCACUACCACUAUUUUAGGGAAAAGGAGCAGGAAAGGUCUCUUCAAGAACAGGGUAAUAGAGAAGAGAACACAAAGUUUUAUCAAGCUAAAAAGUGUGAUGUUCUUUUCAUGUAUUAAGUUAUUGGUUAGUUUAAUACAAGAGUAAUAAAAUACCUAAAUCAUUUUAAAAACAAAAAUACCAAGCAUCUCUGUCAUCAUAAAUUUGGCAGUAGUGCACAACCAAUGGUUUUAUCCACUGGAGCCACUCAUUUUUUACAUUGUUCAUCUGUUUUAUUGUAAUAUACUAGCCAUCUACAUAUUUACUGUGUAUUUCUUUUAAAAUGUGUAUGUAAAGGGAUAUAAAUAUGAUUUUUUAAAAAUAAAAUCUAUGGUACAUGGGGUCUCAGUGCAAACACUUGACAAUACAGUGUCAACAAUACUGUUUGUAUCUUUCCAUUCCACCAUUUUUAUAGUUUUUUGAUUGUAACAGUCAAAUUAAUAUGUUUAGCAGAGUUAGAAGCUUCAACCUGUUCCUACUUAAAAAUCUGUCAAUAUUUAAAGCUGAACACCUGCCUCUGAUGAAGUAUAAAAGGAUGAUUUAAACUGGAACUGGAGCCAAAAUGGACCUAUAAAGUCAAGCAGAAACAUCAGAUACCUGUAAUACCUGUAGAAAAGCACUGUGAUGGCUCUCCUUUUAAAAACAAAAACAACAAAACUGUUUACAAGAGUCAAAAGCAAUUACCGAAAAAAUAUGUAUUAAAAAAAACCAUUCUCCUGUGUUACCUGUGGACCAAGAAGAACCUUGCUUUACCAAGAGCCACCUUUUUGUUCCAGCCAGCGUGGGAUGUAAAAAUCUGAACAUUGCAAAGAAGCUGAUGUUCAAGUUUUCUAUUAAAAAGAAAAUUAAAAAAUGCCAAACCCCACCAUUUCUUCAUUGUAACAGGGCAUUAGACAAAUUCCUGUCUAACGUUAUGCUUUUAGCCAAGAUGGCCUUGCUGAGACUUCUUGGAAGUCAGUUUUAUCAGAGGAAAUAACUGAAAGACAGAAUGAUAAUAUAUAGUGUAUAAAAGUUUAGAAGAGCAAUUAUUACCUACUGUGGCUUUAUUUGGUGGUGUUAGUGUUGUUUAUUCUUUGUUUAUAUGGGAAGUUUCAAAGUAAAACCUAUUUAAUAAUGUCAUUGAUCUAUUUGCUAAUUUUCUGCUGCUUGAUACUAUCUCAAGAUCUGUCUUUUAGUUAUUUCUUUUAGCGUUUUGAUCUGCAAUGUUUGCACGUACCUAAACAUUUGUUUUAUUGUCUAUUUUCAUUUGACAGAUUUCAGUCAAUCAAAUGGUGACAGAUUUUUCUCCCCCAUUGUCAAUAAAAAUAUUCAGUGCUAUUUGUGUUUAAUAUCUAUAAGGCUGGGUAUAUGGUAGCAUGGAAAAGCAGUAUGGAUGACUGGCACAUCUCAAAGCAUAAGAAAUUUUUCCCAGGCAGAGACUGUUAUCAAUAUGAACUUAAUGUUGAGUCUGCCACUAGAGGGAGCGCUAAACUUGCUUAUUUGUAGGAUAUGGUGAAUUUGAUCAGACUGUCAAGACAAUAAAGCUAUAGUAUAAAGACAUUACUUCAAAUUCCUCAGAUUUAACUAGCUUUCAUGUUAAUGUUUUCCCCCCUUUGUUUUAGUGAAAAAACGUAAAUAAGUAAAAACAGUGCAAACUCCAACAUUUUCAGUAGUUCUUGUCUCUUUUGAGCAAACCCCUAAUAAUGUUCCAGUCCAGUAUUUAUUGUUUUGUUUGCAGUUUUCACAUGGUCUCAGCCCAAACCAGGAGCAACACAGAGGAGAAAUCCCUGUGAACUGAACAAGAAGUUACAUGCCUGUAGAAGACUAACCCCUAAAUCUCUUAUUUCUACCCUGGAACCUCAGAGGAGGAAAAACCCAUAAAGCUGGAUGUGAACAGUUCUGACCCAGAGCCUCUGUCUAAUUAGUUCCCCCUGCUGCUGAGUUAGAUUGCCAUUUUCAA